Molecule: messenger RNA, 774 nt
Organism: Acanthamoeba castellanii str. Neff
Lineage: Eukaryota; Discosea; Longamoebia; Acanthamoebidae
Product: NADbinding domain 4 domain containing protein
Exons: 5
Coding region: 1-774 (257 amino acids)
Source: RefSeq, a predicted model, not a curated record
AUGGAAAGGCCGAAGAGGUUGGUGCUGGUGGUGGGCGGGACGGGCGGGGUGGGGCGGCAUGUGGUGCGCGGCCUCCUGCGAGAGGUGGGCGACGGGGCCAGCCCGCGCUGGGGUGUCCGGGUUUUGUCGCGCAACGCAAACCGAGCGCGUGAGCUCUUCGCCAAGACCUCCGACGAGGCCCUCCAGGAGGUGGAGGUGGUCGAAGGCGACACCGCCAGCAACAAGGGACUUACCGAGGCCACGGCCGGCGUCGAUGCCAUCAUCUGCGCCAGUGGCGGAAGCGGUCUGGGCAGCAACUCGCCCAAGCAGGUGGACUUUGUCGGCGUCGGCCAUCUCGUGGCGGCAGCGACAUCGAGUGGGGUCAAGACGUUCGUGCUGGUUAGCUCGGCGGGUAUCACCCAGGGCAUGAUGGGGCUCAGUAUGAACCUGUUUGCGGGCAACUACGCCAAGUGGAAGAAGAGAGGCGAGGAGGUAGUGCGGGAGAGCGGCUUGGACUACACCAUCGUACGCCCCACAUGGCUCACCGACGGCGACGACAGCCUCAACGGCGUCGAGGUCAGCCAGGGCGACACCGUCUCGGUGAUGAAGACACGUGUAAACAGGAGCGCUGUCGCCGAAGCCUGCUGCGCCAGCCUCUCGCACAGGGACCUGGUCGGGCGGGUCACGUUUGAGCUGAUCGGGGUGCCCACUCGCCGCGCGGAGGACCACGCCGUCGAUUGGCGCGACCUGUUCGAAGGCCUGAACCGCGCAACACCUCGCGAGAUCUCGUCGUGA